CCUGACCAGCCUAGGCCUUCGCAGCCGCCGCCGCCGCCGCCGCCGCCCCCGCCGCCUGACCAGCCUAGGCCUUCGCAGCCGCCGCCGCCACUGCCUGACCAGCCUGGGCCUUCGCAGCCGCCGCCGCCACUGCCUGACCAGCCUGGGCCUUCGCAGCCGCCGCCAGAGCAUCCGUGAGUCAUUUUCUGCCUAUCUCUGGGUGCACUAUCUCUGCUGUUGUCACCACUUAAAGAAGUGUGCGGGGCUUAGCAUCAUGGCAGAAGCAGAUCCUAAAAUGGUCACAGAUCCUGCUGCCCAAGAGGUUGCUGAAGAGGCUAUGGCAAACUCAGCUAGUGAUUCUGGGGAAGAAUCUGACAGCAAUAGCUCUAGCAGUACUACUAGUUGCAGCAGCAGCCGCAGCAGCAGCAGCAGCAGCAGUAGCAGCAGCAGCAGCAGCAGCAGUAGCAGCAGCGGCAGCAGUAGCAGUGGAAGCAGCAGCAGUGGCAGUCAAGUAUACCGAAAGAAAAGGGUACCUGAGCCUGCCAGAAGGGCCCAGCGGCAUCCCUCCGGGAAACAUUUCUUGGAUAAGCUGCCUCAGGCAGUGAGAAAUCGUGUGCAGGCACUCAGAAAUAUUCAGGAUGAGUGUGACAAGGUAGACACCUUGUUCUUAAGGGCAAUUCAUGAUCUUGAAAGAAAAUAUGCUGAACUCAAUAAGCCUCUGUAUGAUAAGCGUUUUCAGAUCAUAAAUGCAGAAUAUGAGCCUACAGAAGAAGAAUGUGAAUGGAAUUCAGAAGAAGAGUUCAGCAGUGAUGAGGAAAUGCAGGAUGACACACCUAAUGAAAUGCCACCCUUAGAGGGUGAAGAGGAAGAAGAAAGCUGUAAGGAGAAAGCCGAAGUGAAAGAAGAGGAAAAGGAUAUUCCAAAAGAAGUUCUUGAGGCAAAAGUUGAUGAAGAAGAGGCUCCCAAAGAAAUUCCUGAUGUGAGAACUGAAGAAAAAGAAAUUCCAAAAGAAGGUGCUCAAGAAAAAGUUGAAGAAAAGGAAGCCUCUGAAGAAAUUCCUGAGGAAAAGGAUGACGGAAAAGGAGACUCUACAGAUUGUAUAGAGAUAACUCCUGAAGAAAAGGAAGACCUCAAAGAAGUUCCCCAGGCAAAUGCAGAAAAUAAGGAUCAGCCUACAGAAGAAUCUAAUCCAAAGGCUCCAGUGAGAGAGGCUCAAAAAAGAGUUCCUGAGACAAGGCCUGAAGGAGGAGUGAAUGUUAAAAGGGCUCGGAAGAGAAAACCUAAGGUAGAAGAUCCUAAAGGUAUUCCUGAUUACUGGCUGACUGUUUUAAAGAAUGUUGAUAAGCUUGGGCCUAUGAUUAAAAAGUGUGAUGAGCCAAUUUUGAAGUUCUUAUCUGAUGUUAGCCUGAAGUUCUCAAACCCUGGCCAGCCUAUAAGUUAUACCUUUGAAUUCCAUUUCCUACCUAACCCAUACUUCAGAAAUGAGUUCCUGAUGAAGACAUACAUAAUAAGGUCAAAACCAGAUCACUAUGACCCUUUUUUCGCUUGGGGAUGGGAAAUUGAAGAGUGCAAAGGCUGCAAAAUAGAUUGGAGACAAGGAAAAGAUGUUACAGUGAAAACCACCAGGAGUCGCUCAGCAGCUACUGGAGAAAUUGAAGUCCAGCCAAGAGUGGUUCCUAAUGCAUCCUUUUUCAAUUUCUUUACUCCUCCUGAGAUUCCUUUGAUUGGGAAACUGGAACCAAAAGAAGAUGCUAUCCUUGAUGAGGACUUUGAAAUUGGUCAAAUUUUGCAUGAUAAUGUCAUCUUGAAGUCAAUCUAUUACUUCACAGGAGAAAUCAAUGAUCCCUACUACCAUGAUGUCAGGGAUUAUGGAAACCGGAAGUACUACAAGUGAAAAGGGUGAGCCGAAAUAUUUUUCAAGAAUCUUUAAAAGUCAAGCAAGCAGAAGUGAAAUAGAUUCACCUAACCUUAUAAAAGAUAAAACUUGCCCUAUAUUCUGAACACUAUUAUUUCUUGUAGUCUGGUGUUUUCAUUUUUGCUGGUAGUGUCCUAAAUGCUGUCUUAAGCAUCUGUUUAUUUUACCUUGCCUGGUGUAUUAUAAUAUUCUUCAAAAUAUGUAAAUUGCUGCUAAUUUGCAAUGCAUGUUUUGUUUGGUGCUAAAGUGUUGUUUUUGUGAAGUCCUUUUGUCAUGUUCCUACUAGAUUGUACUUGUGAAAAUUGUCAUACUUGUUAGACAAAUCCUUGCCUGAAAAAGCAAAACUUUAAAUGCCAAUGUAGGUCUUUUUUAUCUUUUUUUCUUUCAGCCCAGAAGACUAAGGACUUAAAUCUGCUUGCACUAGUUGUGCCUUCAUUAAUUUGCCAUAGAAAUGUAAUAGUAAUAACAACUAAAAUAUUCUAUUGUGAAAUAUAGUUGCUUGAAGAAAAGAUGAUAAUAUAUUUUAAAAUGUCUGUCAGGAUCACUUUAGAUUUUUGUGGAUUUGUUUAUGUUAUGUAUUAGUCAAUAAGCUAUUGGUCAAAAAUACUAUUUACCACUGAGGUGUUAAAUAUGAUAUAGUAUUUUAAAAAGUUGCCUCAUUGUAAUUAUGUAACUGAAAAGUGAAAAAAUCAUAUUUUCUUUGUAAUGUGUUUUACUUUGCCUUCAUUGAAAGUUAUUAUAUUAUUUGAUACUUUUUCAUGUUCUUUUAUUGCACUCUAAAUAAAUAAAUAUCAAACUGCCAUGCUAUAAAAA
Meriones unguiculatus (Mongolian gerbil) is the source of this 2707-nucleotide messenger RNA. RefSeq names its product nucleosome assembly protein 1 like 3 (gene Nap1l3). NCBI's taxonomy places the organism in Eukaryota, Metazoa, Chordata, Mammalia, Rodentia, Muridae. Gene Ontology annotation, cellular component: chromatin; nucleus. Gene Ontology annotation, biological process: nucleosome assembly. Gene Ontology annotation, molecular function: chromatin binding; histone binding. Bases 254 to 1873 code for a protein of 539 amino acids. The record is from RefSeq and is a predicted model, not a curated record. The transcript has a single exon.